Molecule: messenger RNA, 17569 nt
Organism: Pocillopora meandrina
Lineage: Eukaryota; Metazoa; Cnidaria; Anthozoa; Scleractinia; Pocilloporidae
Source: the annotation of a GenBank genome assembly
AUGGCAAUAGCUAGCAACUGGACGUGGGAAAAGAAGUAUUUGACUUCCCCGGUCACGAGUUUAGAGUUUGUUGGUUCUGACUUGGUUCUUUCAGGUGAGGAAUAAUUCAUUUGUCCACUUCUGUUGAUCUUAAUCAAACGAUAGCUUAAUUUUCACCCGAUGAUUGUCUCUAUCGGAGUUUUCUGCGAUCCAGUUUGAAAAGAUCCUCUCACGGCUUUGGAGGGAGGCAUGACUGCCUACUAAACACAUCAGAAAAGAGAUCAAAUCCUCCAAAGUUAGGUAACUGGAGAGGGGAAAAAUACCAACAAAGAGAACUUAAAUGCAAAUGCAGAGGAAAAUUCACAAUUCCUUGAGGCAAAUCUUAUAUUGAAGACGAAGGAUUCCCAGACAUUGUUUAUUUAUUAGAGGAGAUAAGUAAUAAUUUGGCCAAGCUUCAGAUCUGUCUGAUUUUUUACAGUUGAUUUACUUCCACAAAUCAACACACCAUAGAAAAAUUUCUAAAGGCCUCAGUGUAGAUACCCUGUUGUAUGCCCUUAAGGGGGAGGGAUAAAUAUGACAAGCAAAAUAUUGUAAAUUAGUAUAUACCAUACAUACAGGUGAAUAGUACUUUUCUCUCAUGCUGAUUUGCUGGUUUGGAGGCAUUUAGCAAGAACCAUUCACCUUCAGGCAGUCAGUGAGACAAGUGAGGGCAUUUAGAGUUAAAUUUCAGACAAUAUUUGGUAUAUUGACAGUUUUUGGUUUCUGUGUGAUGUAAAAUUAUACUAAAACAAUUAUUCACCUGUGUGCCAUGAGGCUCAGUAAAUAUCCACCACUAUUCACCUCCACUUGGGAAAAUAAUUGUGAAUUAGCAGAUAUUCAUCUGAGCACAUUCUCACAUUCUGUUUGCCACAAUGAAAAAGACAAAAAUCAUAUAAUUACCCAACAGCAUUCAAGGCUAAUACUUUGAGAUGACCUGGAAUGAAAUUGGAAAAUUAAAAAUUGAACUAAUUAAUAGUAGAGAACUCUAUCCAAAAUAUUUAAUUAAAGAGUAUGUAAUUUGUCAGUCAUUUUGAAAAAAAUGCUGAUUUUACUUUCUUUAGGAAAUGGACCAUUGCUUGGUGUGUAUUCUGCAGCAAAGGGAGUUUUAUUAAUUGAAAAAUGUCUAUUGCAAGGCUCAAGGACACAUGGAAUAAGAGGUACAUUGUACAUUUAGGUUGUUAAUUUAUAGGAUUCGACUCUAGUUUAUUCAGGAUGUUCUCAAAAUAAUGAGAAUCUAUGAAAUUUGUUGGUCAUAUAGAAAAAAUCUCAGUAUGUUCGAAACAAUAGCAUCAUACCAUGGAAAGUGCUUGAAAAAUUUUACUGUAGUGCUAACAUGGAUAAUUUGUUCAAAAAUCAUUACUGCUUUGGUUGAAGAUCCUUUCCUUUAUUCUCGUGAUCUUAUUGAAUGAUUCAGCAGUAUUACUGUAAGGAGAAAUUAAGUGCUGAUCACAAUUAGGGGUGAAAUGGUUUAGUCAAGUAAUGUAUUGUUAGUAGAGUUUCUAUAAUUGUAAGUUCUAUGUUGUACUGUAAGUGAAAAAAUAAAGAAUUGUGGGUGAGAACAUUGGAGAUCCAUGUUUCCUGUGUUCACUGCAAAUGUCAAACCAAGGUCAGAAGUUUGUGGUUAGAAGUAAGAUUUUUGAGACUUUCAGGUUUUUAGAUCAAUGUCAACUUUCAACUGAAAAAAAAAAUCAACAUAUGUACUGCCAUCUUGAAUUACACAAAUGAUGAAGGUCCUUCAUUUCAAACACAAAAUGUGGUGAAUGGAUUGAUUUUCUAGCAUCUCAAAGGGAUUUUUUGUAAAGAAAAGACCUCACCUCACUUAUAUUUAUAGGACAUACAUGAUAACUUUUAAACAGGAAGAAAAAAGGGCAGAGAGUGUUCAACUACCUGAAACUGCCUUGCCUAAAGAUCAAAUAUGGAUGGCAAAUGGUGAAAGUGACCGCUGGAGUCUGGUCAUGCGACUCCACAUAUUCAGAAACAAAUGUGGAUCUAAAACUCUAUUAUAAAUAAUUCCAAACUCUUGUAUAUGUCCAAUCACAUUGGUUUCCCUUGUUUAGGUGAAAAGACCUUUGGUAACUUGGUGCUUAUAUUUGGACAAAAGGUCAUAAGGGUCGUCAAAUUACAAGAGAAUCCCUCCAAUUCAAGUGUAAGGUAAGAGUGAAAUACUGAAUACAUUCACAAUUAACUUCUUAUAAUUCUUUCUUCUCUAUGAUUAAAUGAUUAAAUUCUGAAAAUUAUGGCAAGAACAUUCAUGCUAGUUCUGGAAACUUGGUCUUGAGUACUAAGGGCACAGUUUUUUUCCCAUGCUGGCCUUCCUAGAAUGGUUUAGAACUUUUUUUUCUGCUUGUUUGCUUUUUUUACCCUACAGACCAAAUCAACCUCAGGUGGCUUUUGGCUGAUCUGGUUUUCUUUUACCAGGUUGGGUCAAGUGCAAGGCAACCUUAGGGUCAGGGAGCCUGAUCCAUUCUUCAGAAAAGAAGGAUCUCUCUUUGUUUUGCUUUACAAUUUCUCAUGCCACUGAGAAACAUGUUAGGUAUUCUUUUGUCUUCAGAGUUGAGGCUGCAUCAGAUAUUGUAGCUUUUCCUGAUCUGAUCUGGGAUGCUCACUGGCUGUACCAGGACAAGGUACCAAAACUAGUGGCUAUUGCAACUGCACACAAUGCCGUAUGGUGCUGGGAUUGGGAAGGUGAUGUUAAACAAUUGGUUGCCCAAUGUGAAGAGCCAUGUAUACUGUAUCCUUUAUACAGACCUAUAAGGCCAUAAAAUAGUUUUAGCAAGACUCAAGUAAUUAAGCCUUUUCUACCAAUUUGUUUCCUCUAAAGUAAUACCUUCCCUUGUUUGCGAAAGAUACUUUAAACAAUCUGAAAAUAACUUUUGACACGCAGAAGAUUAGGAAUUACCAAGUAAGUUCAUGAACAGACUAAUUUUCUUCUUAUGCUUUAAUGAAGUAAUCAGGAAAACUCAAAGGAUAUGAGGACUUUAUGUUGUUCUUUCCUUAGAAAGUUCUGUGGUUGAAUUAGUUAUUUCCUGUAACUUUCUUUUGGUAAAGAUAUUCUGCAUGUUUCUUUGGAUCCGAUUUAGAAAAUUUGAUCAUUGCAUCUGGCACAGUUUUUAAUCAAGUCCUUCUUUGGAGAGUGCAAGGAAAGAAAGACGGAAAUAACCGAACACUGAUUCUGCAGAGGCUUACAGGUCACUCUGGAGUUAUUUUUGCCAUAAACUUUAACAAACAAGGAACACUUUUGAGUUCUGUUUCAGAUGACAGGAGCAUACGACUAUGGAAAAUAACAAACCUAUCAACACUUGAAUCAAAUGGCUGUGUGGAACCUUUGCUUGUCGUUUAUGGGCAUUCUGCACGAGUCUGGAAUGCAAAAUUGUUGGAGAUGUGUUUUGUUAGUAUUGGAGAGGACUUGGUAUGCAAUGUGUGGAGCUAUGAUGGAAGCAUUGUGAAGUCCUAUAAAGGUCAUACAGGUAUCAGGCUACUUAACCCUUUACACCAUAACAUCAGCAUGCAUAUUCUCUAUACUGUUCUCUAUACAUUUCUUAAGAUGUAUAGAGGAGAAUUUGUGUUACAAUCCAAAGUGUCUUUAGUUGGUGAUCAUUUACUUUUUUUUCUCCUGACCUUAAUGUUUGAUUCAGGGGUGAGAAAUUAGAUGCUAGUCACUCUUAAGGGUCAAUAGGUUAUUACCAACAAUGAGGAUGGUUUUUCAUACUUUAGCAACUGAUGGAGUAAAUUUUUUUUCAAACUGAUGCGCUUUUUUUUUAAACAGGUUCUGUGAUGUAAGACUCAAACCAAUUCUUCAAGUAACCAAAAACUUAUCCUUUGUCCCAAAAUGUUUUUAAUUGGUUAAUUUAAACUUGAAUAAUUAUGUUUUCAAGAAAAUAUUUUUUGAAAAUGCAUAAGUGCAAGUAUUUACAGAGACUGCAUGGCAAAUUAUUUUUAUUUUGAAGUGACAAAUGAUAUGUAGCCUAACUGGCUAAGAGCAAGCCAAAUUGAUUAUCCAAUAAUUUUUAAUUUCUCAAGUAUUUUUUAAAUUCAAUGUUAUGUACAUGUGCCUUUCAAAAACUGAAGGAAAGCUCCUCUUGCUUUCAGAAAAUUAUUUAUUAUCAUGGUGAUUCUAGUUUGAGUGAUAAAUUAAAGUAAUCCAGGUUGAUACUAACAAUGCAAUCAUCUUAUCAACAAAUUGUAUGACUGUAAAACUAAAACCAAUUUCCCACUUGAUCCCUUGUUUUGUUCUUAAGGCUUAUUGCACAAGUUGCUUUCUCACCAGCCCAUUUUUAUAUUCACCUUUGUUCUGAUUGGUUUUUUUUUACUUCCUUUAUAAUGGUGUUAUGAUACACAAUUGGUUGUUAUAUGUCUUGAUAAGCUGAAUUAUGUACACAUUUUGAAUCAUUCUUACUUAUGAUUUGUUGGAGGACAGAUCCAUAAACAAAAUCACCAUAAACAAAAGUUUUCUUUUUUACCUUAUUAAUUAAAAUAGAUUCCAUCUUAUCAUGAGUCUGUUCAGUGAUAGAUCACAGAAGACCUACAUUUGUGGUAAGAACAGCAGUGUUACACUCAGCUGGGCUUUCUGUGCCACUUUUUUGUUUAUACCACAUUUUGAUGUUUUCAGUGAUCUUCUACAGAACAGACACUUGACAACAUAGAAUCUAUUUUUUAUGUUUUUACAUUCACUUCUGUCAACUGUAGCCUGUUGUAAUAAGCCACGUACCAUCUUCCGCAGGUCGCAACAUCUGGAGUCUUGCUGUCAACCAAAAUGAAAAUCUCAUAGCCACAGGUGGUGGAGAUGGAAGUAUCAGGCUGUGGCCAUUAUCAAGUCCUGAUCAUAACAGCAAUGCCAUUUUGAGAGAAGCUCGUCUAUCCUCCUUAGAAACUAAAGCUAACAAUCAAAUGAACACCAGGAAAACCAAAAAGGAGGAUUUUCCAAGAUUUGUGAGCUUGUUGGACCAGUUUAACUUGUUGAUCAUGACAAACGAAGGGUGAGUAGCUGUAUUUUGUCAACUAGCUCUUUUUACUGAACAGUCACAGCAAAUUGUUUUUAAGAAAGUGCUUGUAAUUAUGAAGUUUUCUAUUGAGAGAAUUGUUCAUAUAAGAGAAGCAAUUGAUGUAAUUUAUAACAAAUGAAUAGCUUCAAUCUUUUUUUCAUGCCUCUUUCAAUGUUCUUCAUUUGUUUAUUAACUCUUUUGCUACUUGGAGAGCUCAUUGUAAAGACAUUUUUUCCUUUUAAAAGGGAACUCACAAAAGUCAAACAGACAAAUUUUAAUAUUAAGAAAAUUAGAAACAGGAGCUAAAUUUGUUUGCAACGAUCUUCUGGACCAACAAAAUAUAUAGAGCAGGUAUCAGUUAGGAAUUCAAAUACCUCACUAUUCAGAUAUCAGAUUCCAAGAUCUAGAGAUUUCAAAGAUGUCACGUUAAUCAGUCCAAAUCUUUUAUUUAUGCAUUCUGUCACAAUUGAACUGUACCAGCCUCAAAGACAAAAGGUGUACAUCAGCAGGAACUAGAAUACUCCGGCUUGUUCAAACACUUCUAGAAAUGUGAAAAUUACAGGAAAUAAUAUUACCCAUUGCUAGUUAAAUUAUUAAUAAUUUUCCUCUUCUAACCAGGUGUCUGUAUAAGUACAGCUGGAUGAAAAACAAGAGUUCUCAUGGAGACCACAAUGUCUUGUCACUAAGUUCAAACGCUGAUGACACAAAUCAUAAGGAUCAAUGGAGGCUGCUUCUCAAAGAUGCAGAGUAUUCCUCAUACAGUGUUGUGGCUUUGUCUCCCUGUCACAAGAUGGUUGCUUUUGGAAAUUUGAGAGGGAAAAUCAAACUGCAAGAUGCAAGUGAGUUGGAACCAAUGUGGCUGUUGAUUGAAACCAAGAUUGUAUUAACUGUAAAACAACAGUGGCAACAUAAUUGUGCUUUCUUCCCUCAUGUCAUGGAAGGAUUUUGUUAUUAUUUGAUAAUGAUUUUUUAGCUGAAAUAUUUUUGCAAAAAGUCCACAUCCCCUCAUGGAUGGCUGAAUUUUUUGAGCCACUAUCAUCCCCCUGCCUUGGUUUCCAAACUCAUUAGAAACCCCAUUUAGUUUGGAUUUCUGAGGCCAAAGACCCUUCCUCUUCUAAUCAAUAUAUUUACAUGUGCAUGUAAAGGAAGGGGCUAGAAGUAUAAUUGACACAGUCAAUAGAGGGGACCAAACACGAGUCAAAGUCCUUCUGUUUAAGGAAUAGAACUUAAUAGCCUAGGACGUUAAAGAAUAUACUUAUAAGUAUUGUAUUUCCAAUACAAUUAUGAAAAUACCCAAGAGUAUUUUGGAAUGUAUGACAGACAAUGUUUAGAAUUGAUAACUUGAUCAUGGGAGUCAAAGGGUUAAGUUUUCUCUGAAUUCUUUUAACAGAUUUCAAUUAUCCCAGUGUUGAACUACAGGCCUACUCAGGUAAAGUUCACAAUCUGCUUUGGAGCCAGCAGCAUUCUCCUCGGCAUCUCUUUUCUUGUGGACCAGAUGGACAAAUCACAUGGUGGAAUAUCAUCUGCACAAAAGGAGAAACCACUACAUUUAAUGUGACUCCUUUGUGCAUCUUCACUCUUCCACCAUCCAAGCAACGUUGGGCAUCAGCUAUUGAAAUUUUCCAAAUAUCUAAUAAAGAAACAGUGACCAACAAAUCUGCUCUGAUAGUCUGUGGGGAUAGAAAAGGGUCAUUGCAUCUGUUUGAUGCUAGUGCUGGUGAUUUGUCAGCUGAAAAGGCAAGUUGUCUAUGUUGUAGUCUACAGAUUUAAGAUUAAUAGUGAAUCUUUGCUUAUUCCAUAGCAAUAUUAACUUUUUACUCUCUAACAUCAGUACCCAUAUUCUUUUAACUCUUCUCUAUACAUUUCCUUUGACACUGACAAGGAGAAUUUGUUCAACAGUAAAAGCAUCUCAGCUAUGACAGUGCCAAAAAAAAAAGAUGGUCAAUAUCCAGCCACAUUGACCUUGCGGUUGGUCAAUAAUGCACAUUUCACAGCUCCAAUACACUGUCAAACAGACAGUUACCAAAUUAUCACCUUGUUGUUUUUUUUCUUGAUAUAAUAUCAAACUCCUGGUAACAGCUUUAAAAAACCUUGUUUCCACAGGGCGUGAAAUUAAUUUUUUUUUCUGAUAGCCACUUGGCUCCUAAAUUCAUCAAAGUGGUAGCCAAUUCAAAAAAAGUUGGUCGCCAUUUUGAAAGACAAACAAAACCUUUUUUUUACUCUGUCAUCUCUCUAGAAAUUAAGUAAGGGAAAAGAUCUUUUACGUGCAACAAAGUAGACACUAGGAUGGAUGAUAUGCAAUGUUUAAGCUCACCUAAAUCCAAGAUGGCGUCUAGUUAUUGAUCGAGAUGCAUCUGCUGCGUUUUGGAAACAAACUUAGCGAGGAAGUUUGCUGCGGAUUUGUCUUUGCAAAUCUUUCUAAUUCACUAUAUCUCUAGGUAAGGUUAUGAUGAAACAUUCUAGUCGCCAAUUUGGCGACUAAUUUUCAGGAUUUGGUCGCCAAAGUGAAAAAUUUAGUCACAUUGGCGCCUGUAUUAGGCGCAAUUUCACGCCCUGUUCCGGUGUCUCUCCUCUUUUUACCCUCCUGGGUACCCCAGGUUGGUGGGAUGAAAGGAAAUCCUGGGAACCAGUUGGACCAGAAGGAGACCAGAAGUUUAGUUUUUUUUGUUUGUUUGUUUGUUAACGUAAGUUUUUGAGUACAAUGGUAUAAGUUAAGAGUACUUGUACCAAUUCUGGUAGAAAGAAAAGAACUCUUUGCUAUGAACUUAAAAAACAGCUGCUAAAACCUUGUGUCCAGGGUCUCUCCUCUUCUUACCCUCCUGGGCACUCCAGGGAUGUGGGAAGAGGAGAGAAUCCAGAAACCAGUUGUACAGCCUUCGACAAAAGUUAUGGUUAUCAGUCAGGAGACAUAAAGUUUAGUUUUUGUUUAUUUGUUUGUUUGUGUUUUUUGAGUGCAAUGGUUUAAGUAAAAAGUACUCUUAUAAAUUCUGAUAAAAAUGACAGAAAAAUGGAACUCUUCACUUUACCCUGAACAAAGUUGUUUGAAUAUAUCAAUAUUUGAAUCUUUCAGUGUAUUGGCCCAGUACAUUCCCUUCCUCUGCUUCAUGGUAAAGCUGGAGUAAGUCACUUGUGCCUUUAUAAUAACACAAUGUACUCAGCUGGAAGAGAUGGAGUGUAUAGGCAGCUUAGGAUACAAAACAAUACUCUGGAGGUUAUAGAUACCAAAAAGGUAUUUAUGAUUUAUAUUCCAAUAUCUUAUAGAUAAUUCUCCUCUCUAGUUGCUACACAUUCCUUGUAAAUUUGUUUCAAGAAUUUGGUGUUAGAUCAGGAUAACAACUUCUACCUGAUGAGUUAGAGUAUUCUCUUUACCUGUUUGCUGGAUAAUGUAUGGAUAUUUUUGGAAGAAGGUACAUUUUAAUCACCUCAGGGAGUUAAAGGGUCAAUAGAUGUUAAGGAAACAGACAAACUGUGGUAGGUUAGUGGUGAUGACCAACAAAGAGUUUCCUCUUUACAUUAUCAGCACAUCUUAAAGCAGGAAGGUAAGAAGAGCAAAGAAAACAAUGCUGGGCUGGUGGGCUGCUUUUGAUUUAACACCAGAUUCUUGGGGAUAGAAUUAUUAGAAAUGUAUCACAGACACUGCAGAGAAUCUAUAUUUAGAUCUUGGUAGUGACAGAGAUAGCACAUUGUUCUAUGAGAGUGGUGUUAUUUUCAGAUGACUUACUUAACAGUGACUUAAAAACCUUUUACCUCACCUUCCCCUUGACACUGACUUGACUUUUAACUUUGACCUGGACAGACUGUUUUUUGGCAAUGUAUUGUCUUUAUUAGCUAGAAUUGUCAUUCUCUAUCUUUUUCUUUCUCAUUCUUAAUCUAGUAUCAUGCCAUUUCAAUUGAGGCUUUGAUUUGACCACAGUACAGGCCUUCUAAUCCUUUAAAUUCACUACUGCUUGAUGUUCAAUAGUUUUCAUUACUGCAAAGAUUGCUCUCAUAUUCAUUGCAUGAUCUGCAGUUCACAUAUAUGAUUUUUAUGUAUUCACAGUCAGGUAAAAUGAGUGUAAAUAUUUGAUGAAAGUUAAAGUAAAUGGAAUUUAGUUUGAGUUCAUGUAGGUUUACCCAUUAGAAGUUUAUUUUAUCAAUGUUAAGUCUGGCCAAUUUGUAUAUUGGUAUCAACAACAUAAGCAAGCAAAGAAAUGGUCCUUGUUAGUGGAGAGAAAUUUAAGCAAUUGCAGGAAAAAAGCCUGAAGAAAUUCAGGCUUUAACCAAAUUGGAAGCCAUUGCCUCCCAGAUGCUAGCUGGUAGGCAAUGGCUUCCAAGGAUCAUGUCUUUGGCUUGACUUCUAUCGGCUAGUCAAAUGGAAUUUAUUUCAUUACAAAAAAAAUUGAUGCUAACCUACUCUUUAGGUCUACAAAGGCCUAGACUGGGUGGAGCGACUGCUAUUCAUGGACAAUGGAGAUCUUCUCAUUGCAGGCUUCCAUGCUGUAAGACACAAGUGUUUUUUUUUGCCACACAUUUUAUUUGCUCAAGCAGGAUAGCAAAUUAAAAUGCUUUCAAUUCUUAUGUGAUUUUGUUGUAUCUCACCACACAGGCAUAUUUUGUAUUAUGGAGUGUACAGCACAAUGAGCUCUUGUGGAGAGUGAUGUGUGGUGGAGCACACAGAGUCUGGGACCUAGUCCUUCAACAGUCGGUACAUACUUAAUUACGUGUUUAAGAAAUCACUCUCACACAUGCACUAAAGGAUUUUGGGAUUUAUCGAUAACAGUGAUGGUUUAAAAGUUGUAAAACUUUCUCUUACUUUUAAUUAAUGUCAAUUAUAAUAUUUUUUUGACAUUUUGGAAAUCCUUGACUAACCUGAUCGUCACAAAUAAGCACUCAGAAGUUAAAAUCAUUCUCUCCCCCCCAUUUAAAUAAUUACCUCCUCUUUCCCCCUUCCCUUUUUUUAGAAGAUGAGAGCUAAGAUAACUAUUGAUUUAUAGUGUUGGUUGUUUGGCCUUGAACACAGAUAUCAUACUUUCUUCAGAAUAAUUAACAAUUAUUCACCAAAGUGGAGGUGAACAGUGGUGGAUAUUUACCAAGCUGCUUCGCCGCUCGGUAAAUAUCCACCACUUUCACCGACACUGAGAUAAAUAAUUCUUUUACUGUACAUCACACUGGAACAAAAAAAAAAAUCAGUUUAUUUCUGUCAAAUAUUAGAUUGUUGACACGCUAUUUUGUCUCUUCGGCUGCUAGGAGAUGAAUAGCACUCACUAAUCACUUCCGAAUCAGCCAAUCAGUGCGCGCUUUUCACCUUUGUGGUAUAUGCUAACAAAAACUUUUUUUUGUACUAGUUGUAGCUCUGUUAAAAAAUAUAAGGAUCAGCUAGAAUAUGACAUUCGGCUUGUGUAGUAUUUUUUUUCUGUAGAAAUGUUGCAAAUAAAAAGGAAACAUCACACGUAGUCGUGAUCUAGGAAAACAAGAAUAACCCUUUAAUUAACUCCCUCUAGUUUCUCACAAAUUUGAAAUAAGUGUGGUGGACAUGAUUAGCGGAUAUAUGGCAUUUAAAUUUAUUACCAGGAUUCAUCUGUUUGUGGAGGAGUGCUGGCGUUUAUCAAGGACUCUACUAUUUACACGCACAAGAUGACCUUCCCGUGUGAGCUGAAAAAGGCGAUGUUGAAGGUAAUCAACUUGGCUAAGUACAUAAUUUUUACUGGUAGUGAAACAUGUUAUAAGUCUACAUUUUGAUUUUAAUACAUACCCUUACGUGUGCUGAUAUUAGAGUCCUUAGCAAAUCACGACGGCAAAGGCAAUGAAGACGUGGCAAAAUGAAAAAUCUACUGGGCAGAAUAAUAGCUCAGCACAUGCGUUUUGAAACUUUAUCCAUUUUUUUAGCCGUCCCAUCCAAAACCAUUAGGCGAAAUCACCAAUCACCAAGUCAGGUGGUCUAAAAAUGGAAACAAUGUGGGUAAAUUAUGUAAGUUUCCAUUUGGAACUCAGCGCUGCCCACAUACGCUAUACUGAAGUUAAGGGAUGGCGCAUUUGAUAAAAAAGACGGUGAACACAUCUUGUCAUUUGCAAAAUUCUAGCUGAAAAUAUAAAUUCAUUUUUUUAUCUACACCCACCUUGGCGUUGCCGACCUAACUGCAUAAGGUCCCUGCUAAUUUCCACAUGUUUACCAUGUGAAUUUUUGAGAGAAUUUACUCCUUUAUACAGUCAAUCUUUAUUCAUAAGAUCACUUUUUUCUUAAUUCACAGUCAGGUUUUCAUGGACGAGAAGUAACAUGUAUUUGCCAUGUAGAUUCAAUUGUGGGGCAACAAGGUAGGCAACUAGCGAAAAAAAGGGGGAGGGCGGUGGUGGUGAAUUUGAACCAAGUCAUGUUCCAGUUCCUUACAGUUUACAGGAGUUGGAAAAAUUGCCAAGGUCAGACUCCAUCUUAGAGCAGGCUCAAACACUGUAGUUGCUCCAAUUAGCCUGAGGGGAUAGGGGGCAUGGCUUAUUUAUUUCCAUGUCUUUCAGAUAGAGGGCUCAGUCAAUGUGGAGGGGGAGGGGGGGGGAGCUUCCACACAUAUGAUAAACACUAUGUAUAGGGUUGAAAAACCUACAAAACUUUUCCAAACCAAAUAUAUCUUGAAGCUUUUGUUUACAAAGAAAGGGAAUAGAGUGGCUCAGAAGAUAGGGGUAUAAACGUGAUGCUUUGGAUAGGAAGGGGUAGCUUCCAAAAAUCUUAAAGCCCUAGACUUGGGGUGGUGCUUAUUUUAGUGUUUAUUGCAAACCAAACAGCACUGGAAGGUUUAUCAAAGUUAAAUGAUUAGUUCUACUUAACCCUUUGACCCCUAACGGUGAUUAGCAUAUAAUUUCUCCUUACCACAUCACCCCCGAAUCACACAUUAAGGUCAUGAGAAUAAAAGAAAUGAUCAUCAACUUAAGAAGCUCUUGAUUGUAAAACAAUUUCUCCUUUUCGACGCCCUAGGAAAUGUAAGGAGAACAGUAUGGAGACUAUGCAUACUGGUGUUAGGUUGUAAUGGGAUAAGGUGUUGAAGGUGUUUCUUAAACUGUUUUACUUACUUGCUUCUUUUUCAGGUGAUAUCAGCGACGUAUUUGUAACAGGGAGCGAAGAUACCAACAUCCAGCUGAUGAUUUGUAUCCAGUUUUUUAACAGUUAGAGUAGUUUUUUUAGGGCCAUUUAGAGGAAAGAGAAGGACUUAAUUGCUAAAAAAGUUCUGUAGUAGUAAUACUAACUGAGGUCAAGCAUAUUUCACCCAAUUUUUCUAUAGGGUUAAAAAGUAUCUUCCACUGAAAUUGAGGCACAUCGAAAAAAGUAUUGAUUUUGUAAGUUUGUCCUCUUUAGCUCGCCAAUAGAUACGUACCACAUACAAUAAAAGCACCAUUAUGGCAGUGGGAGAAUAGUAACAUUACCGUCAUUACAUACUUAGAUUCAUGAAGCCUGAAUAAUAAAAUUUCUAGAGUUUUUAAUAAACUUCUCCCCAGUGAUAGUUCUCUCACUUUUAAUAGAAUUUCAUUAGAUUGUAAAGGGGCAAGUUUCUAAAGAAACUGACGUUUCGAACAAAUAGGUUUGCCUUUUUGAAGAUGUCACCGGAGACUGUUACGGUGUCAGAAAAUGUCGAAAAAUUGAAAGUUAUCUGCCUCAUUUCCAUGUAAUUGGGAGUGAUGGAACUUUGAUACUUUUGGAUACUCUCUUUCAUAGAUUGUUUCCUUAACUCUCUUUCCCUCAGCUGACCGUUCCACUGGUGUGACCUCGUCAAUUUUCACUGCCCAUGGCCAUAUAUCUAGUGUCCGUGCCUUGUGCGCCACCAAAUCCCCAAGGCCAAACAUACAGCCAAAGGAACAGAUAAACGGUCACCCCACAAAUGAUAGGACUUGUCAUCUUCUCUUUUCUGGCGGGGGACGUGCCUCACUCAAAUGCUGGCGCGUGGAUCUGUCACUCAUCAAUGACAGUCACCAUGGGGAUAAGAUGGCGUCUUCACCCAUGGUUUUUCUCGGAGAAUGUUCGUUUCGCUUCAGUAAUCACCGGCGGAGACGAAGGAAACACGAUUCUCAGUCCUUUUCAGAGAUUAGGUUUAUGUCUUUGACGUCAUUGAGUGCUGCUAAUUUGAAGGACAGCUGUCAGUCGUUGUAUUUUGUCUUGGCAGCGUGCUCAGAUGGGUUUGUCAGGUGCGUGUGAUCCUUUUUCCGCUCUACUUCCUCCUAAAAUAAGAGGAGUUCAGCGUGUUAUUUUAGUAAGUGGACUCUUUGCAAUGAGAAUAUCAUUUACGUCUUUUUUUCCCUGUUUGAAGUUUGACCCGAUGUAUUAUUCGCUGAUAUAACGCGUUAUUGGCCUCAUAAUUGGCACGUAAAAGACCCAAAAUGAUAGCAGAGAGAAUGAAGCUGCAGAGGUUAACUCAUUCACCUUUUCUGAUAACUCACAUCCCUCUAUGAAACUUUGAUUUACAGCCCGGGCUGUGUCGAUUCUUUCGUUGAAUGUUUUUUUUGUUGUUUUUUUAGUUUCCUAUCCGAUGUUUUUUUUUAACCUUUGUAAAGACUUGAUUUGUUAGAGAUAAGAAGGUGCCUUAUUUAACUCACUGUAAAAUCUACUUUCAUUAAAAAGCAGGGGCAAAACCCACCUAAACCGCACCCUCUUAUUUUGAUAGAAGGAAAAUGAUAAAUGUGGUUGCAAUUAAGUAUGUUGAAAAGUGAUUUUGCUUCCUUCUUGAUAUUUUUUAGUGACUUUAAACACUGAUUUCUUUUCCCUUCAGAAUUUUUAGCUUUGAUGAGCGUCGAAACAGGUUUUCACUUCUGGCUCAGUCCCUAUACCUGAAACGCUGUGUACUGACAAUUAGUCACGUGGUUGAUUUUUGUACGAGCGGUAGUCCGCUGGUUAUGAUGUUUGCGGGAGACACAGCUGGAAAAAUUUCUUGUUGGAAUAUCACUUCAUUGUUAUGUAACCAAAUUAGGGAACAUGACUUGACUUGUGACUUGACGAGUGUGGAGGACUCUAUGAUGACAAAUACAAUGAAUUCAGAAAAGGAAACGCGCACUGCAGGGGACUCGUUAGUGGAAAACAAACGAGAAACUGUCGAUAAUAAUGAAGGUGAAAAGACAGUUUUAGACGGGCACGUCUCUGUAGAAAAGAAUGACACACCCCAACCUAGAAUGGCUGCUUUGAGCUCAGAAAGUUGUGUGACAACGGACAUUUACGUUUCAUCACGUGGCUGUUGGAAAGAAGGAGUACUGGAGGAUUGCGUGACUGAUUGUAACGUAUCUGAAAGCGUGACAGUUGCUAACAGACAGCGGACUGAAGAAACAAACGCAAUCGUUGAUACUGGUCCUUCAGCACAGAGCCAAGAUUCAGUCAACUUUGGACAAGACGUUUUGAAUGAAGCUAUCUCAAAUGAUCUCAUUUCUAUCGGAAGUGAGAUGCCUGGUCAAAUUAGUGUAACUGAUCAAAAUGGUGAAGAGUUGAAUGCCACACUAGUAGGCCAAAGUGACUUCUCGUGUCUUCCUCUCGUGCCAGUCUUCCUCGGUCUUCCUACCCACGUGUUUCACGCGCACCAAUCCGGUGUAAAUGCAAUCUCGCUCGUGAAAAAUGACGGUAAGAUGAGAGAAAGGAUCACAUGUGGGCAACCUUCUAUAAAUUGGUCUUUGUAAGAACUUAUCGGAGGUAAUUUUUGUCACAGUUAUAGGCCAAUCAGAAACAACGCGGCCAUUUGGGAAAAUGUCUCGCUAAAUUUUCGUCAUGGGUAUUGUCAAGCAACUUGUAUGGGAAAAUCGAAGAUAUUUCACCUCAUCGGCAGUAUAGUAAUCUUCUUUGUGAAAUUUUUUCCUAUAAGGGUGUUACAAUAUCUGCAUUCUGAGUCAUAAUGCGCCUUGCAAAAUUACCUCGAAAGAGACUACAAAAUAUUAGCCUAGUAAGAUGGAAGAACGCGUAAGUGGCAAUAAUACACCAAGAUGGAACAAGAUAGCUGAGGCAGGAGAAGAUCAAGACUAAAAGCAUAUGACGAACGUAAAUUUUUUUUUGCCUUUAGCAAUCUGUAAGGUUCUCAAACCGUGACGUACCAACUUUUAUGUGAAUGUUGCACCCAUUUUAGUUUCAGGACAGUACUUACUGGUCAGUGGUGGGGAUGAUGCUGCACUCUACGCUGCAGAGUUCAACUUGAAGCAAAACAAGAAUGACGUCACCAAAGUUCACGUGACCCGUGAAGUGUCUGAACCGUCCGCUCAUACGUCAUCAGUGACAGGUAACAGUGGCUCAACCUCGUUUUCAGGGUCCUCUCUCUUUUACCUCGAGAAAGGAAAAGAGAGACCUUGGCAAUGAGGUUGACAGUAGAUCACUUGAAUUUAUUUUUAGAUCCUUUCCUUCGGGUGAGGUUCUUGACGAACGUCGUCGUGUAGACUUAGUAUUCGAGGAUGUCUAACCAUCAUGAUCCACGCAAUAAAAGAUUAAAAUGAAACACUUCCCGUUUUCAAAAAAAGAAACGCACUGAAUGAAUAUGGGCGGAAUCGGCUGGGAUUGAAGAAGAAUUGAAUGGACUGAUUUGUUAAAAACGAUAUUGCAAAAGUGUACAACGCUCUGUCAACUAGCCUAGGUUAUUAAAUAACUUUACGAAAAAAAGGCAAAUUUUUAUCUCUUUAACUCCUAGGAGUGACUAGCAUUUAAUUUCUCCUUACAAUAUCAUUCAGAAUUACACAUUAAGGUGACAGGAAUAAAGGAGGUGGUUACUAACGAAAGAAGCUCUUGAUUGUAAAAAUAAAUUCUCAACACCUUGGGAAAUGUAUAGAGAACAGUAUGGAGAAUAUGCACAAUGACGCUGGGAUGUAAAGGGUUAAUGGAGUUUCGUAGGGAGCAUCGGUUUUUUUCUUAGAAGAUAUUGCUUUUCAAGUAACUUCCGAUGUUUCUUUGUUCUUUGUUCCUUUGUUAGGUGUUAAGGCUUUGAAGGAUGGAUUUGCGAUCUCGUCAUCUGUAGAUCAGAGAAUCGUUCUGUGGGAGAUCGUAGAUACAGGGCAGGUAUGUAGUAACGUAGCUGAGUAAUCUUGCUCGUGCGCCGACUUGGCAUGCGCUGUAAGCUUUAUCUUUUCUACCUCAGUUUAAAAAGGAUCAAUCAGGACAAGGCGCUCUCCUUGAACUGUUUCUUCAAAUCGAAGAAAUCGGAACAAUAAACGCCUUCCACUCAGCGGACGAAUGACCUGUCUAUUGAGUAUUGCUCUCGGUUUCUCUUAAGUAUGUCGCAUGUGGAUAAUACUUAAGUUUCGGCGCAAGUUUGUUUAAAGUUGAACCAAAGUUCUUACUCUUGCGUUUUCUUUUCGCAAGUAGCAAGUAUCAAGGGAACUCGCGUUUUAAUGACCGUGUCCGAUCCAGGAAUUUAUCCGUGCGGUUUUGGUCCUUUUGGACACAGAAAAUUGUAAAGGCUUGUUUCAGCUCGAAUUUGGGUUGGUUGUUGCAGUUCACACGACUGGUGAAAUUCUUCCAGCAAUAAGUAGUCCUUUCGAUUUUUUUAAGGGUUUUUCAGUUUUCCAUCAGCGCGCCUCCGAAAUCAUGGACGUUGCCGAUGUCCAGGACUUGGAAGUCUGGGGCGAAAGGUACUCUUGACUGCAAUACGUGAAUAUUUAGAUUGGAUUUGUCCUAAUCUUUAUUUUUUCUGGAAAUUUACGCUAUGAUUUUUAUCCUCGGAAAUCCUUAUCUUCUCGUUAUCGUUAAUUGGAGUAAUGUUCCGUGGAAUUUUCUCAGAGAAUCGCUGUAAGUUGACCCCCACCCCCUACCCCUUGGAUUUUCUUCCAUCACCUACCACAUUUGACAGUGUAAUAAACAAUCUGAAUCACUAAAGGCUUGACUAUUAGAGAUAAACUCCAUCGUUAGACAACACUCACGGUGUGAACCUUGCGCUGAUGAACAAGCUAAAAAUUUAAAGCAAAUAAAACGCUUUAGAUUGUGGCAACUAUAGAAUCAUCGAAUUCGAGAACAUAUCAACAGGAACCCCAAAAAUAACUUUCUCAAAGUGAAAAAAAAGCAACAAUUCCUGAUGGAAGCUACACAACAAUUCUCUCAAAUCUAAAUUUCGAACUAGGUCCAACGAGCAGGGAAUGGAAGGAAAUGGAAAGAAAUGACGGGGAAUGGUGGGAAAUGGAAGGGAAGCACGACAUUUUCUAAUAACGACCUCUUCCGAGUUGCUAAGGAUAGAACUUAUCUUUGCAAUCUCGGUCAGAGUUUGUACCUAACUUCGUCCUCAAAGUGCUUUUCAUAUUCUACGAGAAAAACGCAUUGUGGACAAGAUCGUUUUUCAAACACCUCCCUCCUCCUCCCGCUUUCCCGUAAUUGAGAUCAUUUUGAAUGGCCCCUUUAUGUUCGUAGAUAGCGACAUAUUGGAGAUCGAGUCCAAGAUCCAUCUCCAAGCGACAUAUUCCAACUUAUGCUACUUUAAUUUUUGUUCUUUUGAUUUGCAGGGAUGGCCUCCUAGUCGCUGCAGUUUGCGGAGUUGGCUUGCAGACGUUUGAUCUUGUCGGACGCGACUGAAGCUUGCCAUUUCUUCACCUAUUUCGAAUUAUUUUAGUCGCCCAAACUUAAAUUUUUACUUAAAUUGGCAAACUAGACCUAAUAAAAUUCA